UCGUCGUCUUCUGCCAUCACACGGUUGCCGGCAUCGUCCCCCCUCGUUCACCAUCCAGCUAUAUACACAAACCCUGGCAACGCCGCGAUUGUGCCGGGGAAUAAGUUUUCUCGCUCACGCACACCCUGCCAUGUAAUGUUAUUGUUGUCGUCGUCGUUUUGAGUGCAACAGUGCGCGAAGAUGAGGUUGCAAGUUGUGUGCUAUUAAGUGUUAAGUGCGAGAUGUAGCUUUGCGCCGCCAAGAUGAUGUGGACAACCACGAGGACGACCAAAUACGCUGUCGCCAUCUACAACUGGCGCGGCGACACUCGCUAUGGUCUCCCACUUGAAAUCGGCGAAACCGUGCAGAUCCUCGAGGAGUGCGCUGGCUGGUACAGAGGAUUCUCAACGAAGAACCGUGCCGUAAAAGGCAUAUUUCCAAGUUCCUAUGUACAUUUGAAAUCGUGCAGGAUAGAAAACGAAGGUCUAUUCGAGUCGGUGGUUCCCUUGGAGGAUCCCGUCGUGCGAGAGGUCACGCUAGUCUUGCGAGAAUGGGGCAGCAUAUGGAAGAGGCUAUAUGUGGACCGAGAAACCUACAAAUUCAACACACUGCGAAAGGUCAUGUACGAACUGCUGGAAUGGAGGAGGCAGUUACUGGCGGGCACGCUGACGACCGACCAGACGCGCGAACUCAAACUGCAGAUUAUCAACAAAAUCGACUGGGGAAAUCGAAAAUUGGGACUCGACUUGGUACCUCGACAAGGAAGCCACAUGGUAGAUCCAGAUUCCAUGUCCGUGAUCGAGUUGUACCAAGUGCACGUGCAGAGCGCCGAGAACUCGCAAGGGGCAUCAGGACGCGGCACUUUGCGUCGCCGCGAGCACAGAAAAGUACUGACGCACCAUCUGUACUUUUGCAUGCGUGAUUUCGGCCACUCCGUCGGCGAGGACGCCGAGAUAUAUUUCUCGCUGUACGACGCCAAACGCGGACAAUACAUGAGCGAACGCUUCCUCGUACGAAUAUCCAAGGAGGGCUUCUCCAACUACGUGGAGAAGAUGCACAGCAACUGCACGAUAUUCACCGAUUUGGGCAACGCGGAUUUGAGCAGGGAUUUAUACAUGGUCGCGCACGUGAUGAGAUGCGGCAAGAUGCUUUAUUCGGAUUCGGGCAAAAACAAGGCCGGAUCCGCCGUCUAUCGGAGGCCACAUGGUGUCGGCGUGCUCUCGUUGGUCGAUGCUACCCAGGAACAGACCGAAGAGCUUGAGCUUACGUUUAAGGUGUACCAGGGCGACGAGAAGGAAUUCCACCAGCUGCACGAGCAAAUAAUCCGCAACAACAAGUGUUCGCCGUUGCCGGGCCAGCCGAACUACGGGAUAGUGGUAUCGUUCCGCGUGUUGCACGGCGAGCUGUGCCAGGUGCGCGAGGACAAUCCGCUUCUCUUCAAGAACAUCUGCCUCACCAAGAAGCUCGGCUUCUCCGACGUGAUCAUGCCUGGCGACGUCCGCAACGAUCUUUAUCUCAAACUCGAGCGCGGCGAAUUCGAACGCGGUGGCAAGUCCACCGGCAAGAAUAUCGAGGUAACUAUCACGGUAUUAGACGCCGAAGGCCAGCCGCUCGAGGGAUGUCUAUUCGGAGCAGCCGGGAUGGAUGGGAGUUCGGAGUAUCAAAGUUUAGUGAUUUACCAUCACAAUAGUCCGUCUUGGGCUGAAACUCUGCGGCUCGCCGUGCCUAUUGACAAGUUCUACGCCAGUCACGUGCGCUUCGAAUUUCGACAUUGUUCCACCCGCGAGAAGAAUGACAAGAAGCUGUUUGCCUUCGCAUUCGUACGGCUGAUGGAGACGGGUGGCGCGACCCUCCAGGAUGGCCUGCACGAGCUCUACAUUUACAAAUGCGAGGAGCGCGCGAAAUUGGAGUCGCUCAGUUACCUCGCUUUGCCGAGCAACGCCCGCGAGCCAAAUUGCCAAGGUGUGGCACCUUUUUCACGUUCACCGAAGGAGAUCGUUGUCGUGCAAACUUUACUGUGCAGCACAAAAUUAACUCAAAACGUCGAUCUUCUGAGUCUGUUGCAAUGGAAGGCUCACCCAGAAAAGAUAUUCGAAGCUCUUGGCCGAGUACUUCGUCUCGAGGGCGAGGAACUGGUCAAAUUUCUCCAGGAUAUUCUUGAUUCUUUGUUCGCAAUGUUCCACACCGAAGAUGGCAAUUCUACUGCCCAUUCUGGCCUCGUCUUCCAGGUGCUCGUCUCGAUAUUCAUUCUCCUCGAGGACUCCAAGUUCGAGCACUUCAAGCCGGUAAUAAACGCCUACAUCUCGGGCCACUUUGCGGCCGCACUGGUCUAUCAGGGUCUGAUCAGCAGCGUGCAACACUGUACCGAGUGGGUGACCGUACCAGAGAAGCAGGAGUUCAUCAUGAAGUGCUUCAGAUCUCUCGAGUACAUCUUCAAGUUCAUUAUCCAGAGUCGAAUACUUUACGCUCGAGCGACCGCCGGCCAAUACGAGGACAGUUUUCGCAAGGAUCUCUACUGCGUUUUCGCCUCGUUCAACAAGAUGCUCACUCUACCCUACGAGAUGGUACUUGGCCUUCAAGUGGCAGUAAUUACAUCCAUGCCGGCUGUCUUCGAGCAACUAAUCGACGUGCUUUCGAUAUUGGAAGUUGCUACUAUGACUUGCUCGCUGUUGGAUUCGGUGCCGAGGGAUGCUGCGCCACAGUUGAUACAAGCUAAACUCGAAGCGAUCAAGAGUUUAGUCUCGUCCGAGCUAUUUAAAGACGACGAAAGUAGAAACAUGCUGUUGGGGACGAUAUGCCGUCACUUGAGAAUUCACCUGGUACGUCGAGAAGAGCUGCGCACCUGCACUGAAAUUUUGGGCGAAAUUCUUGGAUUUAUGUACAAGAGAGGCAGAGACGGCAAAGUCAACAACUGCGUUCAUCAUGACGUGGAAACAUUGUGUCUGGCGAUACUCGAUGUUCUCAUACAAACGAUCUUAAUCAUCAUAAACGCCGGUGGCUCUAUACUCAACUGUCUGGUUGCUUGUCUCAUGGGACUGCUACAACUGUUAGACGAGUAUCAUUACGCGAGGCUUUGGGAAGAAUUGACGAGCGGUGGCGAGAGAAAACCUCUGAAAGACUUUUUACUGAAAGUGUUUUUAGUUUUACGGGAGUUGGUUAGGCAAGAAAUUUUUCCUCCUGAUUGGCUAGUACUCAGGAUGCAGGCUAAUCAGAUUAUUCUUAAAUCUCUACAAGAACUUGCUCAACCACUUGCGUUCAGAUUCUUACAUGGAAGUUUCGAUUCCCAAUUGUGGUCGACGUAUUUUAAUCUAGCAGUGGCAUAUUUGACGCAACCAUCUUUGCAGCUUGAGCAAUUUUCCGAAGUCAAACGAGAGAAAGUCAUCGAGAAAUAUGGCGAUAUGCGCGUACUCAUGGGAUUCCAAAUUCUCUCCAUGUGGUCGCACUUAGGCGACAAGAAACUUGAGUUCAUUCCAGGCAUGGUCGGCCCAUUUCUUGAAGUUACACUUGUACCUGAAAGCGAACUGCGUAAAGCGACGCUUCAUAUCUUUUUCGACAUGAUGGAGUGCGAACAACGAGCGCGCGGCAGCUUCAAAUCGGUCGAGUCGGAAUUGAUCGAUAAACUGGAUAUUCUUAUAAGCGAAAACAAAGGGGAUGACGAAUAUAGACAGCUUUUUAAUACGAUGGAACAUCUCAGUGCUGUGUUGUUAGAUCGAGUACAAUCAGAAGAUCCAACUUGGAAGGACAGUGGCACGGCUUUCAUAACUUCUGUCACGCGCCUAUUAGAGCGGCUACUGGACUAUCGUAGCGUCAUACAAGGCGACGAAAAUCGUGAUAAGCGCAUGUCUUGCACAGUGAACCUUCUGAACUUCUACAAAAACGAGUUCAAUCGCAAAGAAAUGUACCUCCGUUACAUCUACAAGCUGCACGACCUGCAUCUCGCAGCGGAAAACUACACGGAAGCUGGCUUCACAAUGAAGCUCUAUGCCGACCAAUUAGGCUGGGGUUCGACUGUUCUUAUGGCUGAUCACAAUUAUCCCCAACAACCUGAAUGGCAGAGAAAGGAGUUACUCUAUCAUAAAAUCAUCCACUAUUUCGAUCGAGGAAAGUGCUGGGAAAAGGGUAUUCCAUUAUGUAAAGAGCUCGCGGUUCUUUACGAGACAAGGCUAUACGAUUAUGCAAAACUUAGCGAGAUUCUCAAGGUCCAGGCCAAGUUUUUGGAUAACAUCUUGACCCAGCUCAGACCUGAGCCGGAAUACUUCAGAGUUGGCUUUUAUGGAUUGAGUUUUCCGUUGUUUGUCAGGAAUAAACUUUUUAUCUACCGAGGUCUAGAAUACGAAAGAAUCGGCGCAUUUACACAACGACUGCAAACAGAGUUUCCGAGUGCGCAAAUUUUAAUGAAAAAUUCUCCGCCAGACGAAUCCAUUCUUGCGUCGGAAGGCCAAUAUAUCCAAAUUUGUAAUGUAAAACCAAUCCCCGAAGAAGGAAGUCUGGGCUGCAGUCAGUUCGAGGUGCCAGAACGCGUAGUGGCGUUCUAUCUGGUGAACGACGUGCGUCGUUUUGUAUUCGAUCGACCAUUGCACCGCGGACAAGUCGACCGCGAGAAUGAAUUCAAGUCCCUGUGGAUCGAACGUACAAGCCUUACCACCGAGGCCAAACUACCGGGAAUCUUGAGGUGGUUCGAAGUUAUCGACAAGAAAUCCGAACUUCUGGCGCCUGUGCAGUACGCUUGCGAGACUAUGCAGAGCGUCGAGCGUGAACUGCGGCGACUUGUUGCACAGUACACCGCGGAGCCACAUCGAAAUAUCAAUCCGUUCAGUAUGCGACUGCAAGGCAUAAUCGACGCAAACGUAAUGGGUGGCAUCACCAAGUAUCAAGAGGCAUUCCUGACGGCCGAGUUCGCACGGCAAAAUGCGGAAAUGAUACCGCACGUUAACAAGCUGAAGAAUCUCAUUCUAGAUCAGAUGAGCGUGCUGGAAUCUGGGCUAGUGUUACACGGCCAAAUCGCACCCGCGGGUGUGCAACCGUUACACAAGAGACUGAUUGAAAGGUUUACGCAACUGAAGCAGAGUCUGGGUCCGAUGACAAGGCAGCGUAUCGUGCAUCAAGACAGUAUUAUCAACUCACCAUUGCCACCAGUACCUGUGGACAAACAACGACCCGUAACUCUCGAAUCAAUGAUCGGUUCGCGAAUGUCAAGAGCCGACAGCGACAGUCAUCUCGACGACGAAGGUUUUUACACUAAAGUCGAGCAUUGCACAAGCAAUGGCAGUGCAAGCGGCGAGAUUGGACCGCCACCGCCGAUACCACAGCGCGAAGUGCGACCACGAUCCGUUGGUUACGGCACUACGCCACCAAGACCAACUCAUCAGCGUACACUAAGCAAACCGCUUAGCCCCAAGCUCCCGUUAAGAAACUCACUUUCCACUCCGACUGAUGGUGGUGAUCAGAAUAAUAUGAUUAAUUCUUGGAGCGAACCGAGUACGGAACCUGCACCACCUUUACCUCCACGUGGUUUAGUGCCUGACAAAAGAGAUAUGAGCACAAGCUUAAUAGCACCGCCAGCACCACCCAAACGACUGUCGCACAAACGUAGCAAUGACUGGAGUGGCGACGACGAUCCGAGAAAUUCAACCGACUCACACGACUUACGCGAUAGUGGCAUAUCGACUUUAUCUAGUCUCUCGGAUUUUCAAUCACACAUGUCCAACCUGAACAAUCUCAGCUAUGAAGAUUUCGAGCCACGGGCCAGGUGUAACGACAUCAUGAAUAUCUCACCUCCCACUGUGAUAAGCGCUAUGACUAUAUCGACAGUCAGCUUCUCUAGCGUUUCCAGUGUGAAUUUUCAAAAUUCUCAUACCAUACUUGGUCAAGAGACAAGUCCGCCGCCAAUACCUCCGAAAGCUAAUCAAGAUACUCCAUCAGCGCCGUCAACCUUGGAACGCGUUAACAAUCGAAACCAUAACUCGACGUCUACUAAUCACACGGACAACUACUCUGUACCGAAAUUACAAAAUAGUCUUUCCAUUGCUUCGGACGGGGAUGCCGUUUAAGGAGUCGUUUUUUCAUUGUAUCCUAGUCUAUAGCACGUAAUUUUAUAUGUUUGUGAAACCUGUCUAAAUAACGUUGUGAGUUUCGGAAGUCAGAGUUAAGUUUAUUUAUGAUGCAUAUUUAAUGUCAAUAGCCUUUGCAGAUUUUUUAUUGAGUUAAAUGGAUCUUUACCCGAUAUUUCUAGUACUGUAAGUCUUUCAACGUUGUUUAGAAAAGAGGAAAUAAAAGUCGGACGACUCAUGUCGACAGCCAUAUUUUUCGUGCUGGUAAAUGUAUAAUCAAAGAUAUGUGGCUUGAAACAUUCAUUCCGUGCAGCUUUUGUCAAUGCAGCUUUUGUCAAUGCAGCUUUGUAAGUAAGGGUGCAAAGCAGUGAAUUCAACAUUUUUAAUCAAAUUUUCAGAAUCACAAAAAUUUACAUAUGAUAUUUACACUUUGAUCAAUAAGAAACAAUGUUUAGCUAGUAAGACAAAAAUAGUUGUUAAGAAUAUAUGAAUCUGAUAGAAUCUUUUUUGUCAAAUAUGGUGACUUUAUAUCUACUGUAACAUAACGCGAUGUUACUUUGCUUUUGUCUAGUCAUCACUCCAGAAAAAAAAUCAUUAUCAUGAAUUUUAACAGAGUGAACGAUAUCCGGAACUGAAUCAAAUGAAUUCUUGUACAAAAAUCACAUUUUUUCUAUAAGUAGUGUGUACAGGGCUGAAGCUUAAAUUCAGGGAAUUGGUUUUAUUUUUGUUUCUAUACAGAUAAAAAUUUAUUUACAACUUUGUAUGAAAUACACUUUUAAAAACUUUCUUUUUAACAAUGCGGGAUUUGUAAAUUUAAUAGUGUAGAUAAAGUGGAAAUACAUUUUUUUGAUCGUGUAAGCAAGUUUUUAAACGUUUAUUAAUAUAAAAAAUUAUCAUUUAUUGAUUUUAUCGUUUUACUUUUGCACUUGCGGUACCGUUUACGUUUUCUUUCAGUUAUAAUAUUACGGCAUUAUUUAUUUAUUAAUUGUUUAUGGUACUCUCUAUAUGUUUUACAUAAAUUUUUAUUCUUUCAAAUUCAUACGUUUAAUUCUCACGAAAUAGUCGGCUUUAAUAUUUUCAAUCGACGAUAAUUGUUAACCGUGAAAAAUGAUACGUAUGAUUAGUUUAUAUCACUGUACUAUCAAAUUUAGAAUUUUAUAAACUCAAUUAAAAAAUAAUGUGGGCCGUUAAAAACACUGACGAAACUUUGCAUUCUCAAACAUGGAUUUGAUCACAUUAAAAAAAUAGCGUAUUCUUAUAUAUUUGCUCCAUUUGAACGCAGGACGUUCCGUACCGUAUCUGAAUUACAAACAUGUACAUCAAAAAUGCAGCUUUUUAUUGGAAUUUAACAGUUAGCACUUAACCAAUGAGAUUGUAAAUUGAGUUUUUGUUCGAUAAAGAUGCUUUUGUAUAAGUAUUAAAUUAAUUGUAAUUUAUAACUUAUAUUUUAUAGCAAUAAUAAACGCAAUUUUUAA
Messenger RNA from Phymastichus coffea, 7504 nucleotides. RefSeq names its product dedicator of cytokinesis protein 3 (gene spg). Gene Ontology annotation, molecular function: guanyl-nucleotide exchange factor activity; small GTPase binding. NCBI's taxonomy places the organism in Eukaryota, Metazoa, Arthropoda, Insecta, Hymenoptera, Eulophidae. Gene Ontology annotation, biological process: small GTPase-mediated signal transduction. The transcript has 22 exons. Gene Ontology annotation, cellular component: plasma membrane; cytoplasm. The record is from RefSeq and is a predicted model, not a curated record. Bases 243 to 6029 code for a protein of 1928 amino acids.